Messenger RNA from Trichomonas vaginalis G3, 1188 nucleotides. Its product is annotated as organellar and viral DNA polymerase type B. The record is from RefSeq and is a predicted model, not a curated record. The transcript has a single exon. The annotation marks the transcript as partial. Lineage: Eukaryota; Parabasalia; Trichomonadida; Trichomonadidae.
AUGUAUCGGAAGUUGUCUAAGUUAGAACACUCGGAAAUAAAACAACUUCUUACAGAAGCUAAUAUAGAUGUUGCAAAGCAUUACACAACAAACAAAAAAGCACUCGCUGACUUCAUUAAAGACUACAAUGGUGCAAUAAGUUAUGAUAGAAUUCAUGAGUUCAUAAAGCCGCAACGCGGCGAGGACGAAGUCCAUGCAAGAGCAUUUCCUUUAAAUGACGUUGCUAUUGACUUAUAUCAUAGACGUUCAAUACCUCAUGAAGUAAGAAGAGAAAUGUUUGACAUAACAAAUGCAAACGUUGGUCAUACUCGUAAAGCUCUUUCACAUGACGUUCGUCAAGAGAUGUUUGACAUAACAAAUGCAAACGUUGGUGAAACAAGAAGAGCUGUACCACAUGAAGUAAGAAGAGAAAUGUUUGACAUAACAAAUGCAAACGUUGGUGAAACAAGAAGAGCUGUACCACAUGAAGUAAGAAGAGAAAUGUUUGACAUAACAAAUGCAAACGUUGGUGAAACACGAAAGAGAGAUGACACACUGAAACAACAGAGAAGAGAGAUGUUUAAAAGUGCUAUAGAACAAGUUCGCAAAGCUAACGAUGUCAUUCGUUCCAUUGACGACAAACCAAAAGAAGGUGAGAGAUGGUUAAAGAAAGAUGAAGAAAAUAGGAAGAGGAAUGUGAAGUCAGGCAAUAGACUCAUUGACUUUAACAUCGAAGCUUUAGAUGAACCAAACAGAGACUACUUACACAAACAUUUCGGUAAGGUUUUCAUGAGACUCUUAGAGAAAAUUAAAAUAAACUCCCAACAGAGAUGGAUGGUAUGUUAUAAACUUGGUGGAAAGUAUGAAUGUUCUACGUUAAACCUCAAUAAUAUUGGAACAUUACUACAUCAGCUCUUGAAGGAGAACUUUAUAUCAGAGAUAGAAGCAAAUGCUGCAGGUAUUGUUGAAAUGCACUAUGACUUCUUCUUGACAAACAUAAAGAAUCUUACCGAAAUAAAGAUGUAUGAUUUAACAGAAUAUGAAGGCUUAACGAUGUCAGAUGUAAAGAAAGGCAAACCAAAAAAGAGACCAUAUAGAGAUGAAAGCACACUGACAGAAAGACAGAAAAGAUUAUUGAACAGACUUAAACAAACAGGAGAUAAACAAGAUAUAGAUGACUUCUGGAAUGAAAUCCUUGGUGAAAAGAAG